This is a messenger RNA of Morchella importuna, 516 nucleotides long. RefSeq lists its product as uncharacterized. Lineage: Eukaryota; Fungi; Ascomycota; Pezizomycetes; Pezizales; Morchellaceae. Bases 1 to 516 code for a protein of 171 amino acids. The record is from RefSeq and is a predicted model, not a curated record. The transcript has 2 exons.
AUGGAGCCUACGCCGCUGAUCAACAAUCCCGGAUUAAGCGCCAAACCCACCACGGUCCAGGAGUUGCUUGGGGUGACAUACCAAGAGGAAAGGAAGAUGAGAGAGGUGGUGAGAGCUCUAUAUAAUGCGAAGAUGCCGGUUGACAGUGGGGUUGAGUAUGAUAAGCCAUUGAACCAGCUUCUGAAGCUGGGUAAUAAACAUAUCAAGGAGAUGGAAGAAGCAGCCAUCAGCAGUUUGGACAACUCUGGUUUUGUUAUCAUUUCACGCGCCCCAUGGUACCCUCAAUGGGUCUUCGCUCAGCUCCAUGUCCGCCGGUGUGGUCGGCGGGCCCGGAUGAAUGGGAGGAGGUCCCAAUCCAGUACGGAAUCAGUGCCAGAGCACGGGGCGGCUAUAGCUGCUGGCGCAGCAGAGUCCGGGUCCGAGGUGGGGGCUGAGGUGGGGAGCGCGGGCGCGGGUGCGGGCGCGGAUGUAGUUGUACGGGAACCGAAUCAAAGUGGAUCAUGGCGGCCUUGGUAA